AUGGGUCGCGUUAAAAAGGGCAAGCCACAUCCAAACAACAACAAUGCUGGCCUCUCUGUUCGUGCUCACCGCAAAGUCGGGAGUAGCAGGCGAGUGUAUCAGAAACGCAUCAACCAGGUUUUAAAGGGCCUGCGGAAUCUUCCCAUCGACCCUUUGGAACGCCUCGACGCUUUGAUACCCCGCUCCGGUCUUGUGCGUACCAGUUGCCCCAUGUGGGUCUCGACGCCCGAAAAGGCCCAGAAGCUAUGUCAAGCCUUGCAGAAAGACACCCCAGACGUCCGCGACGUAACACCCGUGCUCAUGGACUUCCUUGACCAUGUCGAACGACAUUUUCGGCUUCCUGUGUCAGAGUUGCAGGUACAAUGCGGCACGCCUCCUGAUCCGCGGCCGCCCUGCCACGACAGAUUCAACCCACCUCUGCGUGCGUGUUGCUGGGAGCAGAUCAUCAGCGCCUCCAGUCUACCCGAUGACCUGCCAUCUGGAAUAGUCAAGGAACUGAUGGAAUCACUGGACAUUGCCCACUCUCGCUUCAUACGAAAGCGAAACAAGAGCAUAGCCAAGAGGAGAGCAAGGGCCGCUGCUGGACAGGGGUCUAAGACUGCUGUCACACUGCAUCAAUCAGUCGAGCAGAUGAUGCCCAAGUCACCGUUUGCGAAGAGACUAGCCAGAGUGCAUGAGCUUGCACAUAAGCCUUGGGCUGAACCUGUGCCAAAGAAGUUCACCGAAUGGGAUGGCGAUGAGAAUGACGGCUUGGACUCGCACGAAAUUACGGACCGGGGGAUGGAAAUAGACGAAGACGAGGAAGGCUAUGACCUGAGGAAUAACGACGACGACCACUCAUCAGAGAACGGGUCAUUCAUUUACCAGGAGGAUUGGCAAGACGAUGAGCUCGAUAUGGGCGACCACAACCUUCUUCUUGGCGCUUCUGCGAGACCCAUCACCGACUUUGCACAGGCCUCACGGGCUCGGCAGCCGUUUGGUGAUCUUGCUCAGUUGCUUGCCAAUGCGCCAUCUGCCGAUGAAAAGAUUGAUGUCUCCCAAGUUGACUUUCAAGGCUCGACCAUCAGCAUUACUUUUGGUGCGUCUACAGAUGCCGGACGUUGUUCCAGCCAAGCCAAGCCGGCAUGA
Diaporthe amygdali is the source of this 1128-nucleotide messenger RNA. RefSeq lists its product as uncharacterized. NCBI's taxonomy places the organism in Eukaryota, Fungi, Ascomycota, Sordariomycetes, Diaporthales, Diaporthaceae. The record is from RefSeq and is a predicted model, not a curated record. The coding region runs from base 1 to 1128 and encodes 375 amino acids. The transcript has a single exon.